Molecule: messenger RNA, 1010 nt
Organism: Mycena citricolor
Lineage: Eukaryota; Fungi; Basidiomycota; Agaricomycetes; Agaricales; Mycenaceae
Source: the annotation of a GenBank genome assembly
AUGGGUGGAGAGCUCCACCCGCUCGCAAUCCCAGUGUUUGAAAUGGUCCCCGCUUUCGCUCAUACUCUGUAUCGCAACGACGACUUCAUACCGGAUGCACCUCACGAGAAAUACGAGUGCCCGAACAUCUGCGAGCUUCCUGUUCUGAUUUUGACCAUUAACGUAGUGACCAUGCUGACUGUCGUGCUUCUUGAGCAUGUAUCCGCUUUCGAAGAGGAGAUUCGGCUAAUCUGGAACACCCGACUCAGUCCAGCGAAUGUCUUUUAUGUCAUUAUCCGCUAUUUCACUCUGGUGGCCAUCGGGUACGUGAUCUCAUCCUUCAGCCAACCUGGAACGCUCAUCUUGUGGCAGCGUGGACGUGUUAUUCAUGCUACGCUCCCAAAACUCGGACAAGUUGUGGGUCCGGCAUUUGACUCUCCAUUCACCACGCUUGACGUCUUAAGCUGCCAAACAAUUGUAUUUGUAGAGCUCGCAUCGUCGACCCUGAUCCUCGUCUUGACUGAUAUCAUUCUUGCCCUCCGGGUGUGGCUAUUGUACCACAGAUCGCGCAAGGUGCUGUACUUUCUCGUCGGUCUCGUCACUGGCAACCGAGGCAACAGCAAUGUAUGCUGGACGAUCUUGCUAAGCAUCAUCAUGUUCGCCAUGACCUUGCUCAGAUGCCGCUCGACCGUAGCCACUCUCGGCUGGCGCCAGACAUCUGUGAUGUCUCUGUUUCUGAGGGACGGAGUCUUCUGGUUUCUCGCGGCGAUCCUGGUCAACACCGUCGAGAUCGUGCUAUGGCGAGACUCCCGGGCCAGUCUGUCAGAAAUUCCGGUCAUUCCCGCGACUUCGAUCAUGGCUCUCAUCGGGGCGCGAGUGCUCUUGAACAUCAAGGAAGUCGUCACAGUCGCACCCCACGACACCGAGAUCCCGGCGUUCGAGAGGUCGGACCGACAUUCCUCCGGAACAGCGCGGGCUUAAGCACAAUCUCGAAUGCCAGAAUACAUACAUGCUAUCGCAGGCCUUUCAGC